This is a messenger RNA of Dothidotthia symphoricarpi CBS 119687, 1174 nucleotides long. RefSeq lists its product as uncharacterized. Lineage: Eukaryota; Fungi; Ascomycota; Dothideomycetes; Pleosporales; Dothidotthiaceae. Bases 134 to 1045 code for a protein of 303 amino acids. The transcript has a single exon. The record is from RefSeq and is a predicted model, not a curated record.
CCAUGGUUCUAGGGCUGGAUAGUUUUGCCAAGAGGGGUGGGAUGGGUAUAUAAACUCGACUUCGCUGGGAUAUGAAAGUUGAUAAUUUCACGCCGCUACGCGAAGUUGAUUCAACUACGGUGAUUUCUUCUUCAUGGCUGACUGCACUACUGAGAUGAUCUCUCUGCCUGCUGAGAAUGAGCUCGGUGAGUACUGGCACGUUACCGCCAGUCGUCCCCUUCCUAACUACAUUCCAGCAGCCACCAAGACCUCACCACCAGCCAACAAAACGCCAAGUCCAGUCAGCGCCAACACACCAGACCUCACCACCCUCCCACCCCUACCGCCGCCCACAGACGCCGAGCCAUGGGAUCUCGACGAGCCCUUCACGCCCGUCGCAUUCGACCCCAUCUGGGACGGACCCGCGACGCACCUCUUCACCGCCACGUACCUAGGCAGGACCGUGACGCGCACCGAAGCCCAGCGCUCGCUACUUUUCCUGCGCCACCUCCGCCGUCUCCUGCACGACCAACUCGACCUAAUCGAUGAGUGCGGACAAGACGAACUCAGCGCCGAGCACGACAUCACGUCGCCCACCGCAGACCAGUGCUCGUUCCAGUUCAACCACAUCGGGAUCGCCGAGGUGCUGAAUCCUGACUCGCGGAGCUGCUGGUUUGAGCGGUUUGGCCUGUGUGCGCCCGACGAGGUGAGGGUCGUGCGGAACUGGUUUUGCCAUGAGUUUGCGACGCCGGUGAGGAGUAGGUCGUUGGAGGCGGUUAUGCGAGGGGGGUGGGGCAUGUAUGCGUCGUUGUGGGGGAGCGUGGAUGCGGUUGUUGAGGGGUUGGAGCGGCUUGUGGGCGAUGGGGAGGCGUGGCGGGAACCGGAGGGGGCUGCGCGGGGGUGGGAGCCGCAGGGGGGUGGGGAUGUGGAGGGUGAUGAGUGCGAGGCUGGUGUGGUGCUCGCUGAUGAUAGGGUCUGGGCUGUUGUUUUGUGCUUGGUGGCGUGUUUUGUGUCGGUGUUGUGUGGUCCGUUGUCUGUUCGCGUGGUGGUUUCCAGGUUUUCUUAGGGCAGGUUCUGUUCAGUGAGGAGACGUAUCGUUGUGUAUUUGUUGCGGCCACCAAUCAAGAAUUGUUUCUGGUUUCUGAUCUUCAUUGGUGGUUUAGUUCAGUUUGUGGCAGUACUCGAAGAGACGUGC